AUGAAUGCAGCCUCAGCCACUGGUUCUCACUCCCGAAAUGGAUACCGUUUCUCGGAUCAGGAAAAUGGAGACUACAAUCAACACAGCGAUGGUCAAGCUUUCUAUGAGACCGGAAGUGAGGAUUUUGAAGGGCAGAAAGCAUUCCACAAAAAUGCAGAGAAACGUAAAGAGAAGAGAAGUUUAAUGAGCAAUGACCAAGAAAAAGAUGACUAUCUAUUGGCUGAGGCAAGGCAACCAUUGUGGCGCAAGGUUCCAAUAGCUUCAAGCCUAAUCAACCCAUAUCGCAUAGUUAUAAUCUUGCGUCUAGUUAUCCUAGUUUUCUUCUUCCACUUGCGCAUCACAACUCCAGUGCAUGAUGCACUUGCCUUGUGGAUAAUCUCUGUAGUCUGUGAAAUCUGGCUUGCUUUAUCUUGGAUAGUUGACCAACUCCCCAAAUGGUUCCCUAUUACUCGAGAAACUUACCUUGAACGUUUGUCCUUAAGGUUUGAGGGUGAAGAGGUGCCAAACCUUCUAGCCCCGGUUGAUAUCUUUGUAACCACUGCAGACCCUUUGAAGGAACCACCUAUUAUAACCGCAAACACAGUUUUAUCAGUCUUGUCUGUUGAUUACCCUGUUGAGAAGGUUAGCUGCUAUGUCUCAGAUGACAGUGCUUCUAUGCUUCUCUUUGAUACCUUGUCAGAAACGGCAGAGUUUGCUAGAAUAUGGGUUCCUUUUUGUAACAAGUAUAAUAUAGAGCCAAGGGCACCUGAGUUUUAUUUCUCUCAGAAACUUGAUUACUUGAAUGAUAAGGUGCACCCCACAUUUGUUAAGGAUCGCAGGGCUAUGAAGAGAGAAUAUGAAGAAUUCAAGGUGAAAAUUAAUGUACUGGUCGCAAAGGCUCAGAAAAAACCAGAAGAAGGGUGGGUGAUGCAAGACGGUAACCCAUGGCCUGGGAACAACAUGGAUGAUCAUCCAGGAAUGAUUCAGGUAUGUCUAGGAAGUGCUGGUGCACUGGACAAGGAUGGCAAGGAACUGCCAAGGCUUGUGUAUGUUUCGAGGGAAAAACGUCCUGGAUAUCAACACCACUGGAAAGCUGGUGCCAUGAAUGCUCUGGUUCGAGUUUCUGCUGUGCUCAGCAAUGCACCUUUUGCAUUAAAUCUGGAUUGUGACCAAUACAUCAAUAAUAGCAAGGUUCUUAGGGAGUCUAUGUGCUUUUUAAUGGACCCCCAACUCGGAAAGAAGUUCUGUUAUGUCCAAUUUCCAAAAAGGUUUGAUGGCAUCGAUUGCAAUGACAGAUAUGCUAAUCACAAUACUGUGUUCUUUGAUAUCAACAUGAAAUGCCUUGAUGGGAUUCAAGGUCCUGUGUAUGUUGGUACUGGAUGUGUGUUCAACAGACGAGCAUUAUAUGGCUAUGAUCCAUAUUCUGUCAAAAGUCCAAAAAUGAAGAGCUGCUGCUGCUGGCCUUCAUCCUGCAGCCAUUGUUCUAGUGACUUCGAGUCUUCAUCUGAUGACGAGACUGGUCAAGAGCUUGAAGACUUUGACGAGGAAGAGGAAGAGGAAUUAUCCUUCAUGUCCCUGAAAAGUUUAGAGAAACGAUUUGGACAAUCACCGGUUUUCAUUGCUUCUGCUUUGAUGGAAGAUGGUGGAUUUCCCAAAGGUACCAACACCCGAGUACUGAUUAAGGAAGCAAUUCAUGUUAUAAGCUGUGACUAUGAAGAGAAAACUGAAUGGGGAAAAGAGAUUGGGUGGCUUUAUGGCUCAGUCACAGAAGACAUCUUAACUGGGUUUAACAUGCAUUGUAGAGGAUGGAAAUCAGUGUACUGCAUGCCAAAGAAAGCAGCUUUUAAGGGAUCUGCUCCUAUAAAUCUAUCAGAUCGAUUACACCAGGUUCUGAAAUGGGCUUCGGGUUCUACUGAGAUUUUCUUUAGUGGCUAUUGCCCUUUGUGGUAUGGCUAUAGCGGAAAAUUGAAAUGGCUGCAGAGGCUGGCCUACACCAAUUCCAUUGUCUAUCCAUUCACUUCCAUCCCCUUGCUGAUCUACUGUACAAUUCCAGCUGUCUGUCUCCUGACUGGAAAGUUCAUCAUUCCCACUCUGUCAAACCUUGCUUGCAUUUGGUUAAUGGCCUUAUUUAUCUCCAUCAUCUUCACCUGUGUGCUAGAGCUUCGUUGGAGUGGGGUCAGCAUUCAGGACUGGUGGCGCAAUGAGCAAUUCUGGGUCAUUGGGGGUGUAUCUGCUCAUCUUUUUGCUGUAUUUCAAGGUCUCCUUAAAGUUGCUGGGGUAAACACUAAUUUCAAUGUGAGAGCAAAAUCAGCACUUGACACUUCAUUUGGACAGCUCUAUCACUUCAAGUGGACUACUCUUCUCAUCCCACCAACAAGUCUUGUAAUCUUAAAUAUGGUGGGAAUUGUGGCGGGAAUCUCUGAUGCCAUUAACAAUGGCUAUGACUCAUGGGGACCUUUCUUUGGGAAGCUUUUCUUCUCCUUGUGGGUCAUUGUGCACUUGUAUCCUUUCCUCAAAGGACUAAUGGGAAAGCAAAACAGAACCCCUGCCAUUGUAGUACUCUGGUCAAUACUCGUAGCAAUAAUUUUCUCAAUGAUUUGGGUGCGAAUUGAUAUUUUCUUGCCCAAACAGACAGGUCCAGCACUAAGACAGUGUGGGAUAAGAUGCUAA
Messenger RNA from Sphenostylis stenocarpa, 2649 nucleotides. NCBI's taxonomy places the organism in Eukaryota, Viridiplantae, Streptophyta, Magnoliopsida, Fabales, Fabaceae. The record is from the annotation of a GenBank genome assembly.